CCGGCGCGGCCGGCACGGAGCCCCGGCACCGGCGGGUCCCGGCACGGAGCCCCGACACCGGCCGUGGGCUGGUCAGCAGCCACUCAGUCCGUCCGUCCCGGUACCGAGUGCUGAUACCGACUGGGCUCCGGUGUCGGCAGUGAGUUCGGGUGUGGAAGAGACGUUCCCCUCUUGAAGUGGCCUGGUGUGCAUCCUGAGCAGGAAGAGGAGCCCUUGGUUAUCCCAGCCACGAGUGGACCUGGGAGGAGGAGGAGCUGUGCUUUGACCUUGUGAGAAGCAUGGAUCAAAACUCAGACUCCUUGCUUUCCAGAAUAUUUACUGGGUAUGAUGAUCCUGAGAAUGCUGAAGUGUAUGAAGAUGAACUUUAUCCUGAGGAGUCAUCCAGUGAGCAGAGUGUUGAUAGUGAGGUGGAGUUUCAUCUCUACAGCCAGAUCCACUACUCCCAGGAUCUUGGAGAAAUCAGCACACUGGAAAGGGAUGAAGAAGCUGAUGCUGGAGAAGCCGUGGGUCAAAGCUCAGGUCUAACUGAGAAAGAGGAUGAAGAUGAGAACCUCAGUGAGCUCACUGAUGGUGGUACUCAGCUCACAGAGGAGCCCGAGGUCAUCGUCCUGUCUGACACCCCAGAUGAAGACAGCAUCUACAAAAGCAAGGCAAAGAGAUCAAGAUGCCCUUCAGCUCAAGGGAAAGCGCACACCCAGCCGGUCUCCUCCACACCAAAGCACACCAGAGCUGCGGGACGUGAUGCCCUGUGUCCCCCUGGGUCUGCUGUGGGCACACCAAGGCCGAGAGGCAGCAGCAGUGGCAGGCCUGCCCCAGUCCUUGCUGCUGGACCUCAGGCCCCCCAGGAUGUGCUGGUGAUAGGCAGCAGCUCGGAGGAGGAGAGCUUGGUCUCUGACAGUGAUGACAUCGAGAGCUGGAUGCUCCUGGGAGCUGGUGCUGAUGACAGGGAUGGAGACAUCAUGCUGAACCUCGAGGGCUGUGCCACUCCUGUCAGGAAAGGUUAG
Molecule: messenger RNA, 1004 nt
Organism: Onychostruthus taczanowskii (white-rumped snowfinch)
Lineage: Eukaryota; Metazoa; Chordata; Aves; Passeriformes; Passeridae
Product: zinc finger CCHC domain-containing protein 7-like
Exons: 4
Coding region: 279-1004 (241 amino acids)
Source: RefSeq, a predicted model, not a curated record